This is a messenger RNA of Aspergillus clavatus NRRL 1, 2487 nucleotides long. RefSeq names its product Golgi transport complex subunit COG4. Bases 1 to 2487 code for a protein of 828 amino acids. Lineage: Eukaryota; Fungi; Ascomycota; Eurotiomycetes; Eurotiales; Aspergillaceae. The record is from RefSeq and is a predicted model, not a curated record. The transcript is spliced from 2 exons.
AUGUCCAGAACAACAGAUCCCACCACUAAUGGGCACGCAGUUCUUUCUACAGAUCAGAACGGGCCGAAUGCCCAAUCUCACCCCCCAGUCGAUGUGUUCAAUGCGAGUUCCGUAGCGGAGAUCAAGGCCGCUUUAUCGCAUCUCCACGAGCAGGAAGCCACAGUCACCGCUCGGCUGGACGCCCUCGUCGCCUCGCAGAAAGACUUCUCCCGAGAAUUAGGGCGACUGGAUCUUCUCCGCGCCCAUCUUGGCUCCCAGACUAGCACCACUCGGUCCGUCAGCCAUGGCAUGCUUUCCGAUGCUGCGGCUACCGCAGACCGAAUCUCAAGUGCCGUCCGUCGUCUAGACCUGGAGCAAUCGCGGGUCAAAGCGACGCUUGAGGUGGUAGAGCAGGUUUCGGAGUUGAAGGCGUGCGUCUUGGGUGUCGCAGGCUCCAUGGGGGCUCCCCAGGACUGGGAAACGGCAGCCAGUUACCUGAGCCGAGCGUCCAAGAUACCUUCGGAGGUGGUUCAUGGGGGCUUUGCUGCUGAGAUGGUACCCACUGCUGAGGUGCCUGACCCGCCAAAUGUUACUUUGGAUAAUGCGGCGGAAUCGCUCUGUGGUUUGUUUCUGCGCGAGUUUGACAAGGCUGUGAAGGAGAACGACGGCACCAAGAUCACGCGGUUCUUCAAACUUUUCCCGCUCAUCGGCCGCUCUGAAGUCGGUUUGGAUGUCUACGGACGGUACGUCUGCCAAGGGGUGGCUUCACGGGCUCGAACGAACCUCAAUGCAGGCGCGGGAGCGGCACAGACCAAAGACGGCUUCUUCUAUGCCAAUGCGCUCACCAAAUUGUUUGAGCAUAUUGCACAGAUCAUUGAUGGCCAUGGGGGUCUUGUUGAGCGUCAUUAUGGUCCCAGAAAGAUGAACCGAGUCAUUGAGCGUUUACAGCUCGAGGCUGACCUCCAGGGCGGCAUCAUUCUUGAUACCUGGAGCGAUGACCGGCAUGUGGAUCGCAAACUCACCGACAUCAAAUCCUAUGCCUUUACCUUCUUGGUGCAAAGUUUCCUUCCUGCUCAGCGCAGUGCAACACCAAGAUCCAAUUCGCCAGCGACCCGGGAUGGAGUUGCCGCGCCGACUGAGGACGAAGGGGUAGACAUGAAGGAAAUCGACGGACUAUUAAAUGAGAUGGCCAUCAUGCUAAGCCGAUGGUCUCUGUACUGUCGGUUCAUUGCGGAGACUUGUAAUGCUGCCGAACACGAAAGUGAAAAGUUCAUGCCGCCGAAUUUUCUGCAAGACUCAAGUUUGACAAAGAAGAUUGACGACCGUCUAACCAGCCCUUUCAAUGCCAUGACCACUUUCUUCUUCCGACGGUCGGUUGAGAAGGCGUUCCAGCUGGAUGAGCAGCCGUCUGGUCUGACCUUGCAACCACACAAGCCCUUGAAGGCCGAUCCUCCACACAUCACUUCCGCCGUCGACGACAUCAUGUACAUUGUCAACAAGGUCCUGCAGCAAUCGCUGGCCACCUCGCAAAUCUCGGUCGUGACCAAUGUGGUCCCUACGCUAUCGCGAGUCCUUGGAUCGGACUUUAUUGGGAUGACCCAACGGAAGAUGCGCGACGAAUGCUACCCCAAGGCGCCAGUACAGGGCGCGCAACCACCCGAGCAAACAGUAAUCUCCUUCCUUGUCUUGAUCAACAAUUUGGACGUCGCCAUCGACUACAUCCGCCGCAUAGUGCAGAACCAUACCGAGUCCAAAAAGCCCAUCACCGGUCCGGACGGCCAGGUCGAGGAAAUGGACCAGUUGCAGUCUCUCUUCCCCAUACCUGCGGAAGCCAAGCUCGCCUCCCAAACGCUACAGUCCCUUGCAUCAUCCUUUGAGGCCAAGGUGCACGAUCUUCUGUCCGACGGCAUCCAGGUGGUCUUCAACAACGUCGUCAAGCACCGGCUCCGGCCGAUCCUCGCGGACGCGUUCCGCGACAUCGAAUACCAGCCCCGCGAUGACAGCGACCCGACAAGCACCAUGUAUCACGAAUACGGCGAUGCGGACGCCGACGCUGACGACGGCGCCAGCCGCGCCGAGCUCGUCCGCCCCCGGUUCGCCGCCAGCUGGACCGAGCUCCUCCUCCCCAUCUCGCGCAUCCUGACCGCAUCGGCCUUUGACCGCCUCCUGACCGUGACAGUGGCAUACCUGUCCCGACUCCUCGAGAAGCGCCUGUGGUCGUACCACGGCCGGAUCAACGCGCUCGGCGCAACCCGGCUCGAGCGCGACAUCUCAGGCGUCGUCAGCGCCGCCGUGGACGUCGGCGGCGGCCACGGCGCGCCGGGCCGGUACCGCCACCGCGAGGCGUUCGCACGAUGCAUGCAGAUGGUGCUGGUGAUGGGGAUGGACGACGACGAAUGGGAGGAUGUCGUCCGCGGAGGCGAGACGGUAGACGUGCUGGAUAGGCUGAACCGGGAGGAGCGAGCGCGCGUCCGGGCCAUGGUCAGACGGAACCCGCGCGACCUGUAG